UUCGUUGAUUCUAUCCAUUCGAUUUAAUCGUUUGUUAUUAUUGAUCAAUUCGAUGAAAUUAAUUAAGACGAGCAAUUUCUUAAAAGUACGAUAAAACUUUCUCAGAACAGGCAAUGAUUUUAUGGAACGAUUUUAUGGCCUAAUUCGUCGAUCGAAUGGUGACUAAGUCUAAGCGAGCAAGUGGCACGCGCAGAAGAUCGUAGGCGGUUUAUAUCAGGGAGAGACGAGAGCCGACGCGUCUGUCAGGUAAUAGUGUACGUCGUUCCGUCGACAUGAAAACCCGCGUCCAAGAAGGGAGACGAAGAAGUAGUACACGUGUACGCGUGUUGUUUUUAGGGAUAACGAGAGAGAUGGAAGAGUUAAUGAACGGAUAUCGUCUGGUGCACGUUACACCGUUCGACUGUUUCUUGCCAUUGCCUGUCCAAAACAUGCUUAUUAAACUAAUCACGAAUUAAUUACCGUUAUCUGGCGCGCAGCGUUCACUGGUUAAUCGCGUCGUGGAAUUACACUUCAAAACGUAAUUUUAUCUUUUUCGAAUACUGUAACACAUCGGUGAUAGUGCAGAAUAUUACAUUCAGUGCUUUAUCGUACGCAGAGAAAAUUUCACAGAUUUUAAACGUGAUAGUGAGCAAGUUGUCAGAAUGAGUUAUCGGACUAUAUUCGUUUUCAAGAGCUCGUUAUCAACUUGAGGAGAUUUCAACCGUAAAAAAUCACAAGAUCGACGUGAUAAAAUAUCGAACGAUUUUUAUAUGUAAAAUAUUAGACCGCAGGCAGCAAAAGUGUACGAAGUCGACACAUUGCGUGAAACUUAUCAGCGUAAAAUUUUCUAAAUACCAUGGUGCCUCUUGGCGGUGAGAUUUCUAUCUGAAACGAGAAUUUUAUGAGAACCGACCACGUCAAGAAAAUAUUUUCCACGAGUGUUUGGUCGUCCUUCGAAAAUUUUCGAUUUUCUUGCCUGGUUUCGCCAUAUCAUCAGACCAUAUCUAUCGAUUGUUCGUGGAUUUCAUUUUACACCCGAUAUCACCAAAUGAUACGUUGCAGUAUGAUUGCGUUGAUCUUGAUUACAUAGACCUCGUGAAUUGCUCGAGUAGUUGCACAUCUUGUGUUAUUCUGUGUCAUUAUUAGACGUUGCCGAUUUGUGUUUAUAAUAAUACGAGCAACCUUGAUUAAGUAUUUUCCUGUAAUAUUCACGUUCGGUCGAAACUACGGUAUUUCGCUUCAUUGAUUAGUCGCUAUUUAACUUCAGUUUUUGACGUAAAUGUUUGAUAUCAAAGAUCAUAGAGAACAAUUCCGAAACAUGGCUCCUGAUAAUCGGUAGUUUCGUGCUAUGGUUGAUCAACGCAGCCAAAAAUUUUCACACGUCCUAAUCCACUUGAUGCCGGCGUUUGUACGUGGCUAUGACUGAUCGUCAUUCAGGGAAGAAUAUCGAAACCUCGCGUGGCAGAGACUUUACGGAGUGCAAACGUAUUUUUCACACAGUGCUCGUUACAUCGCGUUAUUGACAAGGUGUUCUUUUCGUCGACACGCAAAGAGACGCUUCAGUGUAGAUCAAUUGUUUCCUCGUUACAGAAAAAGAAAAAGAAGAAACAAAAAAAAAAAAGAAACGAAAGAACGAAAAUAUAAAGUGAUCGUGUGUCGUUCGUCGCGUUGAUUCCUUUUCCUGCGGUAUGAGCACAAGCUGGAUCUAUUUCCGUCGUGAAUUUGUUCUUAGAGCUGUUUCGAAUAUUCUACUCUGUCGCAGGAGAAUUGCGAUACCUGUUGUACAACUCGUCUGGCCAGAGAACCACGUUUACUACUGAAUCUUGAUUCUCGACGUUGAACAAGCAAGCGUGACGAAACUGAAACUCUGACAUAGAGAUUCGUUACACGGGCGACGAAGAGUCCCAUGUUAUAUUUUUUCUUUGCUGUUAGAAGCGCAUAUCGCGUUAGUACGUUCGUAGUGUGGCAUCGAAGUGCCUUGCUAAAGUAGAUAAGAAACGAAUAAUACCGAUAAGUUGUCAAUACCAUUUCUGGUCAUAUUCGUUCCAAUGAAGAUAAAGAAAAAUAAAUUAUUUUUGUAAGCUUACGUCAGUAGGAGCCUGAUAAAAUAUAAUCAAAGUUUCGACGGCCGAAAACCAUAAAACGGGUCGAAGGACGGCCGCCAGAAAUCCGCCUUGGCCUACUCGAUUGAAAAUCGCCCCGCUGCGUUCAAUGCAACCAACUGCCAGGGGGAGCCCCCAGGUUCCCAGUCCUGGCUUGUUACGUCCAUUUACACCUCCGGAUCUUUCUUCUAUACCUCAUAUGGACGGUACACCCCCACAAAACAGCGGUGUUCGUAACAGUUCCUCAUCCGUGAGCGGCCAAACCAACGAUGGUGCCCAACAACAAUCCGGUCCAUAUAUCAUCGGUAGUCCCAUCGAUCUCGGCAACAUCGAUAACGUCGACAAUAUUGGCCUACGUAUAGAUUCUCUGACGACUGGGAUUGGGAGCCGAAGAACACGUGAACACAUCGAACUGCGGGAAGCUGGAGCGCACGAAACAAGUUCCGAAGUUGGUCCCAUAAGGGCGGAAAAUGGUGCAUCCCAAGGUGACGAUCAGCGGUCUGCGUAUCAACAUGAUAGUAGUGAAGAAAGGGUAGUUUUCAUAAAUGCUCCCCAGCAGCCAGCAAAAUACAACAACAAUCGCAUUAGUACCGCAAAGUACUCACUUCUUUCGUUUAUACCUAUGUUUCUUUUCGAACAAUUUCGUCGAUAUAGUAAUUGCUUCUUCCUAUUCAUCGCCCUCAUGCAGCAAAUACCGGAUGUAUCACCUACAGGUCGAUACACAACUUUGGUUCCAUUAAUUUUUAUUCUUAGUGUAUCUGCAUUAAAGGAGAUAGUCGAAGAUAUUAAAAGGCAUAGAGCAGAUGAUGAAAUAAAUAUGCGUGAAGUGGAGGUUUUGAGGGAUGGCCACUGGCAAUGGAUACAAUGGAGAAAUAUUGCUGUUGGUGAUGUGGUUAAGGUUCACAACAACAAGUUCUUCCCUGCUGAUUUGAUUUUAUUAUCAUCAUCGGAGCCACAGGGUAUGUCUUUCAUAGAGACUGCCAAUUUGGAUGGAGAAACAAAUUUGAAGAUACGACAGGCCCAUCCUGACACUGCCAGUCUCUUAGAUACUGUUGAAUUAAUGAAUUUUCGUGCAAAUAUUCAAUGUGAACCACCAAACAGACAAUUGUAUGAGUUUAAUGGAGUAUUGCGAGAAACAAAUAAACAACCUGUAGCUUUGGGACCUGAUCAAGUAUUGCCUCGUGGUGCAAUGCUAAGAAACACACGGUGGGUGUUUGGUGUAGUAAUUUACACAGGCCAUGAUACAAAACUUAUGCAAAACAAUACUACAACUGCACCCUUAAAAAGGUCUACCUUGGAUCGACUGACCAAUACACAAAUACUCAUGUUAUUCUUUAUACUUCUUUUGUUGUGUCUAUUAUCUGCAAUAUUUAAUAUUCUUUGGACCAAAGCUAAUAGUGAUGGAUUGUGGUAUUUAGGUUUACAAGAGAAAAUGACUAAAAAUUUUGCUUUUAAUCUCUUAACAUUUAUGAUUUUAUUUAACAAUUUAAUACCCAUUUCGUUGCAAGUCACAUUGGAAGUAGUGAGAUUUAUUCAAGCCACAUUCAUUAAUAUGGAUAUCGAAAUGUACCAUGCAGAAACAGAUACACCAGCAAUGGCACGUACAAGCAAUCUUAACGAAGAACUUGGUAUAGUUAAUUAUGUCUUUACUGAUAAAACCGGAACUCUUACGAAAAAUGUAAUGGAGUUUAAACGAUGUUCAGUUGGUGGCAAGUUAUAUGAUUUGCCAAAUCCAAAUAUAAAUGGCAAUGAAGUCGCUACUAGUAUUAAUAGUGAGCUAAUUAGAGAUAUUGUUGAAGGAAGAUCAGUACAAGAUUCUUCUCGUCCUGUUGAUAAAAAGGCUGCAAACCAUGAAAAAGUAGUACAUGAAUUUAUGAUUAUGCUCUCAGUGUGUCAUACUGUUAUUCCUGAAAAAAUUGAUGAAACUGUAAUUUAUCAUGCUGCAUCUCCAGAUGAAAGGGCGUUAGUAGAUGGAGCUCGUAAAUUUAAUUACGUAUUCGAUACUAGAACGCCCGCUUAUGUGGAAAUAAUAGCUUUGGGUGAAAGACUUCGUUAUGAAAUAUUAAAUGUAAUAGAAUUUACUUCUGCUAGAAAAAGGAUGUCCGUAAUUGUCAAAACACCAGACGGAAAAAUCAAACUUUUUUGUAAAGGAGCUGAUUCCGUUAUUUACGAAAGAUUAUGUCCAGCUCCCUUAGAUAAUAAUGACCUUGAACAGAGUAGUUUGGACGAUUUCCGAGACGUAACUUUGGAACAUUUGGAGGCAUUUGCGUCCGAAGGUUUAAGAACGCUUUGUUUUGCCGUUGCAGAUAUACCUGAUAAUUUCUAUCAAUGGUGGCGUGAAACUUAUCACAAUGCGACAAUUAGUUUAGGAAAUCGUGAAAGUAUGAUCGAAAAUGCUGCGAACCUUAUUGAAACAAAAUUAAGAUUAUUAGGGGCAACUGCUAUUGAAGAUCAAUUACAAGAUCAGGUACCAGAAACAAUACAAGCUCUUUUACAAGCUGAUAUUAAUGUAUGGGUAUUAACUGGAGAUAAACAAGAAACUGCCAUAAAUAUUGGCUAUUCUUGUAAAUUGAUUACGCAUGGGAUGCCAUUAUAUAUAAUUAAUGAAUCAUCUUUAGAUAAAACAAGGGAAGUUAUAAUACAGCGGUGUCUUGAUUUUGGAAUCGAUCUAAAGUGUCAAAAUGAUGUAGCUCUUAUUAUAGAUGGAAAUACCUUAGAUUUUGCAUUAUCCUGUGAUAUUAGAAUGGAUUUUCUAGAUUUAUGUUCAUCUUGCAAAGUUGUUAUUUGUUGCAGAGUUUCACCAAUGCAGAAAGCCGAGGUAGUUGAUUUGAUAACAAGUAACAAAAAGGUUGUAACGCUUGCUAUUGGAGAUGGCGCAAAUGAUGUAGCUAUGAUCCAGAAAGCACAUAUCGGCGUUGGAAUUUCCGGAGUUGAAGGUCUUCAGGCAGCUUGUGCUUCUGACUAUUCUAUUGCGCAAUUUCGUUUUUUAAAACGUUUGUUAUUUGUUCAUGGUUCAUGGAAUUACAGUAGAAUGUGUAAAUUAAUAUUGUACUCAUUCUACAAAAAUAUUUGUCUGUAUGUUAUCGAACUGUGGUUUGCUAUUUACUCCGGCUGGUCCGGACAAAUCCUUUUCGAGCGAUGGUCAAUUGGUCUUUACAAUGUUGUAUUUACAGCAGCUCCUCCACUAGCUAUGGGUCUCUUUGAUAAAGUAUGUUCCGCGGAAACUCAUUUAUCUCAUCCAGGAUUAUAUGCUACAAAAAAUACUGGGGAAUCGUCGUUUAAUUUUAAGGUAUUUUGGAUGUGGAUUGCAAAUGCUUUAAUACAUUCAUCUCUUCUUUAUUGGUUAUCGCUGCUGGCUCUAAAAGAAGGCGUGAUAUGGGCAAACGGCCGAGAUGGUGGAUACAUUGUUUUAGGGAAUUUUGUAUACACUUAUGUAGUUGUAACAGUAUGUGGAAAAGCAGGGUUAAUAAUAAAUUCUUGGACGUGGGUCACUCAUUUGGCAACAUGGGGAUCUAUUAUGCUUUGGUUUUUGUUUAUUCUUAUAUAUAGUAAUUUUUGGCCUGUUUUAAACGUGGGUGCAGUGAUGUUGGGCAACGAUAGAAUGCUGUUUUCUUCACCUGUAUUCUGGCUGGGUUUGGUACUUAUACCAGCAGCAGUGCUACUUGUGGAUGUAACAGUUAAGGCAGUAAAGAAUACAAUUUGGAAGUCCGUAACUGCGGCAGCUAGAGAAAAUGAGAUUCGAAAAUCAGACCCCGGGGAUAUAUUCAACAGUCAUGACUACAGAAGCUCAUUGACGGAGACGGCACGGCUAUUGAAAAACGUAAAAAGUGUUUUCACCAGGCGAUCAAACGCCGCCUCCAGAGUUAAUACCGAUGUGGAACUAUCACAGAUUAAUAGGCUACGAUCUUUGUUGUUGCACAUGCUGCGCCAUGCAGAUGGAUUUGCAUUCUCUCAAGAGGAAGGAGGCUCGGUGACACAGACGGACGUAAUCAGAGCUUACGAUACAAAUCUUCCGAAACCUGGCGGCAUGUGAUCUUAAUUCUUCUAGCUAGAGAAACUACACAGAUGUAUAUUCUAUAGGUACUUUUUUCGAUUAACGAAAUCAAAAAUAGAAAAAAAGAAAAAAAAACGAAAAGAAAAAAAGAAGAAAGGGAAGAAAAAGGAAGUUUUUCUGGGAAUUUGGUACUCGCCAAGCCCUACGUAACGCCUGUCUAUUGUGUUUCACAAUUGAUUCGAUAUUUCGCUUGUUCUUUCCUUGCAAAAGGGAGAUGUUACGAUUUUCGAUGACGGGCCUUGUAACUAAUAGUAUUAGAAAGACUAUCAAACGACAAUUCUAAAAAGAUGUAUCCCCUGUUUUCUUAAAUUAUUAAGAUCGUGUACGACUAAGAAAGGAAGACAAAGAGAAACCCUAUAGGUGUCCUACGCCCUACAUAAUUGUUUUUGAUACCCUCUGAGAUUUACUAUAUCUAUUAUAUACCUCAAAUCUCGUCUUGUAAGAUCUCGUACUUCUUAUAAUCAUCGUUUUUGUCUUGUGCAUUUAAAUGCGGUGCAUUUCUAAACUCAUUUUACGCUAGAUCUAAAUCUUAAGAGAAUCAUUACGCACUCUGAAUGUAUAUUCCGUUUUUGUAGUUCAACGGGAACGUAGUUUUUUUUUUUUUGUGGAAUUCGAUGAAUUUAAGAAACGAAUAAUUAUUGUAAACGGAAAGAAAGAUUUGUUUGUGCGACUGGCGAUACGUAAGGCGAUACAGAGAGUUUGACUUUCGAUUGCGAACAUAAGUAAAACGUAUAUUCUAAAUAUGUACUGUCAAAACAAAAAGUAUAUGAAUAAGAAAGUAUUCGAAGAAUUAUCCUUUGAAAUGUUUAUCGUGUAAAAGGACUAACUAGCGUUCUGUCGAUUGUCGUGAUUUAGAUGUUAAAAGAACAUUGUUCCCACUGGAUUCCACGUUAUUCGUUCAUUCGAUUCGUUCCUUUUUUUUUUUUUUUGUUCAUUGUUAAAUCAACUUUAAUAUACAUAUUUUGCGAUUAUAUAUAUGAUAGUUGCGUUGUUAUCUAGUCAAAAGAAUUUGAUGUAAGUGUGUUUCCAUUCAGAGAUUUACUCUUCCGGCCAUUAUAAAUACUUUUUUUUAUGUUUACGACUGAUAAAUUUAUUAUUAAACUUAUUAUUAAAGAAACGAUAUGUGCACAUGUAUAGCAACAAUUUUGUGUACAUUAUAUUCAGGAUAUAGUAUACAUAUAUGAUUAUAUUCAGAAUAAAAAGAACAUAAUUCAGAAAUAUUGUUUAUAUUGUUGCAAUUGUUCAAUUUUUCAAACUUAUGACAAUUGUUAGAGAAACAUUUGAAUAAUUGGUUCGACUAUAUGUAUGUAUAAGUGGAUUUGAAAUUUUUAUUAAAAUGAUAGUAUAAUAUAAAUAUGUAAGUACAAAGCACAUGUAGAUAUAUUGUAUCAGUAAGCUAUGUAUAUAAAAUGUAUAUAUUUCUCUCUCUC
This is a messenger RNA of Bombus terrestris (buff-tailed bumblebee), 7565 nucleotides long. It is a transcript of the gene ATP8A, whose product is annotated as probable phospholipid-transporting ATPase IA. Gene Ontology annotation, biological process: phospholipid translocation. Bases 2191 to 6114 code for a protein of 1307 amino acids. The transcript is spliced from 22 exons. Gene Ontology annotation, cellular component: plasma membrane. The record is from RefSeq and is a predicted model, not a curated record. Gene Ontology annotation, molecular function: ATP binding; magnesium ion binding; ATP hydrolysis activity. Lineage: Eukaryota; Metazoa; Arthropoda; Insecta; Hymenoptera; Apidae.